Amoebophrya sp. A25 is the source of this 2597-nucleotide messenger RNA. The record is from the annotation of a GenBank genome assembly. Lineage: Eukaryota; Dinophyceae; Syndiniales; Amoebophryaceae.
AUGGGCCCAGAGGGGGAGAAAGAACUAACGGAUGCCGAACUGGACAAGCAGGGGGAGCUUAAGGGACAGGCUCAAGAGCAGCUCGAAGACGGAGACCUGGAGAAAGCGGUACUUGAUUCUGUAGUAGAAUCAGUAUCUAUUAUUUAAAGAAGUAGUAGUAGGCGUAGAAGUACGCUCUAAGAAAAUUUGAUGAAACUGCUAGCGUAGACAGUAGAGGUACCAAAAAGGAAUCGAUGGUUCCGCAAUCAUUUCUCAAUACUACAACAACAAUGUUAUGAAUCUUCCUUCCUGUAGAUCGCUACGCUUACGGAGGCCUUGAAGAUCGGCAACUGUACCGCGAUGAUGUACUCGAAGCGAGCAGAUAUGCUGCUGAAGGCCAAGCGACCGAAAGCCGCCAUUGCUGACUGCACGAAAGCACUAGAACUGAACCCGGACAGCGCCAAGGCGUACCGCAUUCGUGGUUUGGCGGAACGUCGUCUGCACAUGUGGGAUGCAGCGCACAAGGACCUGGAAACCGCACAGAAGUUGGACUUCGACGACGGCGUAGAGGAAGCACAGAAGUUCGUCGCAGCCAAGUGGAAGAAGCUGGAGCAAGUGCGCACGGCGCAGCGUCUGCAGAAGGAACGAAAGAUAAGACUUUUUACCGUAACUCAUCUUGAGAAGCUGCAUCUUUGGCCCUGUUUUCUUGAGAAGGUGUUAAUAAAGAUCGAUGGUUUCUUAGAUGAAUUAGGGUCAGCUCUAAUGAAGUCCCAAAAGGAGAAGGAAAAAGCGAUCAAGAAGCGCAGGGCUGAAAUCAAGAAGGCACAGGAAGCCCAGAAAAAACGCGAGGAGGAGGAAGCCCGCGAGCGAGCAGCGAACGCAGGAAAAGGCGGCGGCUUUCCAGGUGGAAUGCCAGGCGGAUUCCCAGGUGGCAUGGGCGGCAUGCCAGGUGGCAUGGGCGGCAUGCCAGGUGGCAUGGGAGGCAUGCCAGGAAUGGGUGGCAUGCCAGGAAUGGGUGGCAUGCCAGGAAUGCCAGGCAUGGCCGGCAAAGGAAAAGGUGGAAUGCCCGCAGGCAUGCCAGGUAUAUUUUAAUACAAGAAGUUCAAAGUUGUUGAAGUUCUUUCGCUGUCUCUGUCGUGUGCUUGUGAUGAAAGCAGCAUCUUAAUAUUGAACAUUUUCCAUAUGCCGAGAUCCCAGGAGAUGAGCAGACUUAUGAUUGAUUUGUAUAAGUAGUACAAACAAGUACUUCUGGAUUAUUCUAAUAUUUUAGAUAAGGUAGAAGUCAGCGUCAGUACAACAACAUAACAACUUCCAUCAGUUCUACAGGCAAGUUUUCAGUUUCACGACGUUUCUACAGGCAAGUUUUCAGUUCUACAGGCAGUUUCACACAAUACACGAAAAUGCUCAUCUUUCUUGGCCUCAUUGACUUCUAUCUAUAAUAACCAGAUGUGAGUGGGUUGUUGUCUGACCCUGACUUGAUGGCGGCGAUGUCAAAUCCGAAAAUGAUGGGAGCUUUUUCGGAGAUCAUGAGCAAUCCUGCUGCUUUCGCUAAGUAUCAAGACGAUCCAGAGAUCAUGGGCCUCAUGACCAAAAUGAUGGGCAAGAUGGGUGGAAUGCCUGGAGGCAUGCCAGGAGGAGGUAUGCCUGGAGGUGAUAUGGGAAGCGGCGCAGCGUCCUCUGAUGGUGCCGCACCGGACUUUGCCAACGUCGAAGAGUGCGACUAAAAUGGUUAGAAAUACUUAAAGACACACAGCAUAUGAUGCACACACAGCAUACGAUGCUAAGUCUAUUUACAUAAAUUUAGAUACUUCAAGGACCACUGCUGACUCCUUUUCAUCACUAUUAUAUAUAGUGCAUAUGAUGGAAGACACUUUCAGGGGAAAUCUUCGUGUACUAGAUACUCAACAUAAAGAUGAAUAUCAACAUUCAUCAUGACGUGCUAAAGAAGAUCUGCUUUAGAAGUCGCAGUCGUGUAGCAUAGCUAGUAUCGAAAAUCAGUGCUGACAGAACAACUGACUCCUGGUGCUUGCGGGACUUGUGAUCGACUUCGACGUCAGUCGCGUGUACUGGAUUCUAUUCAGCAACAGAGACCUCUACUUAUGAUAUGGGCAGACCAGACCAUACCCAGAGACCACCACAAUGAUCCGCCAUAUCACAUCACCCAUACAACAAGAAAUGAUCAUACUUACCACCCGCGAUAGACUUUUGUUAUUUCAUUUCUCGCAAUAAUGAUGUCGAUGGACAUCUCUACUCACAGACCGAUGUUAAAAAGGGCGAGAAAGGCGUAGUAAUCCCCAACGCGUUUUGUCACGUCCCCCCUUGCUCCUUGGAAAUUGCCUAUGAAUUUCGUGUGUUAAGGAGGCUACACACCCUGGACUCAACAUAUCGUAGAGUCACGCUGUUGAGGGUCGUGCAGGUGUGCCAGUUUACAUUUAAAUUGAUAAGAAUGUGCUGGUCGUGUUCAUCGCGAUUUGCCCUUGUACUUUCGUGGUUGGGCUGUCAGAUCUUGCUAAAACAGGUCGUCGAGGCCUUUUUGAUGGUCAGAUCCCCGCGUCAAGUGUAUGAGGCGUUAGGCCCACUGUCUUCUAUGAUUUUGCAGCUCUAUUCUGUACAAAAAA